Eptesicus fuscus (big brown bat) is the source of this 1137-nucleotide messenger RNA. It is a transcript of the gene GRPR, whose product is annotated as gastrin releasing peptide receptor. Gene Ontology annotation, biological process: G protein-coupled receptor signaling pathway. The record is from RefSeq and is a predicted model, not a curated record. The transcript has 3 exons. Bases 1 to 1137 code for a protein of 378 amino acids. Lineage: Eukaryota; Metazoa; Chordata; Mammalia; Chiroptera; Vespertilionidae. Gene Ontology annotation, molecular function: G protein-coupled peptide receptor activity. Gene Ontology annotation, cellular component: membrane.
AUGGCUCUAAAUGAUUGCUGGCUUCAGAGCAUGUCCUGCAACAUCUCUAAUGACAGUGUGGAGCUCCCCAUGAGUGAGGACUGGUUCCACCCGGGGAUCCUCUAUGUCAUCCCUGCAAUCUAUGGGGUCAUCAUUCUGAUAGGCCUCAUUGGCAACAUCACCCUGAUCAAGAUCUUUUGUACCGUGAAGUCCAUGCGAAAUGUGCCAAACCUCUUCAUCUCCAGCCUGGCUCUGGGAGACCUACUCCUCCUGGUAACCUGUGCUCCCGUGGAUGCCAGCCGGUACCUGGCUGACAGAUGGCUGUUUGGCAGGAUUGGCUGCAAACUGAUCCCCUUUAUACAGCUUACCUCGGUGGGGGUGUCCGUCUUCACACUCACGGCUCUCUCCGCAGACAGGUACAAAGCCAUCGUCCGGCCAAUGGAUAUCCAGGCCUCUCAUGCCCUGAUGAAGAUCUGCCUCAAAGCCGCAUUGAUCUGGAUCAUCUCCAUGCUUCUGGCCAUUCCAGAAGCUGUGUUUUCUGAUCUGCAUCCUUUCCAUGAGGAAAGCACCAAUCAGACCUUCAUCAGCUGUGCCCCAUACCCACACUCUAAUGAGCUGCACCCCAAAAUCCACUCCAUGGCUUCCUUUCUGAUCUUCUACAUCAUCCCACUGUCGAUUAUUUCUGUCUACUACUACUUCAUUGCCAAAAAUCUGAUCCAGAGUGCUUACAAUCUGCCCGUGGAAGGGAAUAUACAUGUCAAGAAGCAGAUUGAAUCCCGGAAGCGCCUUGCCAAGACAGUGCUAGUGUUUGUGGGCCUCUUUGCCUUCUGCUGGCUCCCCAACCAUGUCAUCUACCUGUACCGCUCCUACCACUACUCCAAGGUGGACACCUCCAUGCUCCACUUUGUCACCAGUAUCUGCGCCCGCCUCCUGGCCUUCACCAACUCCUGUGUCAACCCUUUUGCCCUCUACCUGCUGAGCAAGAGUUUUAGGAAGCAGUUCAACACCCAGCUCCUCUGUUGCCAGCCUGGCCUAUUAACCCGGUCUCACAGCACCGGCAGAAGUACCACCUGCAUGACCUCCCUCAAGAGUACCAACCCCUCUGCAGCCACCUUCAGCCUUAUCAAUGGAAACAUCUGUCAUGAGGGGUAUGUCUAG